Plasmopara halstedii is the source of this 543-nucleotide messenger RNA. Its product is annotated as Chromo domain/shadow. NCBI's taxonomy places the organism in Eukaryota, Oomycota, Peronosporomycetes, Peronosporales, Peronosporaceae. The coding region runs from base 1 to 543 and encodes 180 amino acids. The record is from RefSeq and is a predicted model, not a curated record. The transcript has a single exon.
AUGGGCACCUACUCAAUGUUCUAUGUGGGCUUGAUCAAUUCGUACCAGAAUCCGGCGCAAUCGAAUGCGGAAGCGUUGGCGCCGGAGUGGCGACCACAGGCGCUCGACCGCCCAGAAGCUAGACCAGCAACUGAUUCUGAGCACAGGGUACAACGAUCUCCUUCUCCAACGAUGCCAAGCGUUCCACCUUCGCAAGAAGUGACGCAUUCGUCUGCUCAAUGGCUAGAAGCCGUUCCGACAGGUAUGCGACCCCAGCGUGAUGCUCAGCAAAGUCCCAGUCGCAACGAACCUCAUCCUCAAGUGCUCGAAAAGCAUCACGAGUCACCGAACGGCGAUCGACCCAUUCGCCAACGACCGCCACUGAGUCUUCUCGACGAUAAUGGUGGUAUCCACUAUCACGUGGAGCGUCUUGUGGGUCAACGUCGUCGCCAAAGUCAAUCCCAGUAUCUUGUGAAGUGGCGGGGAUACCCCCAACUUCAAGAACUUGUGGUAGUGCGUAUUGCCACUUUGGCAAGACUGUUCAGACGUCGUGGAGGCUUAUGA